UCAGUGGAAGAAGAAGGCGUGGAGAUUGAACUUUUCUUUCUUUUUGUAACAGUUAAAGCGUUGAUUGUCGUGCGGAUUUGUGUUUUUAGGCAACACAGUGUACUCUUGGCAUACGGUUAUUUGACGACUAAUAAAUAGAGUACAGGGAUGUCGGAAUGAUCUGGGGCAGUAACGUUGUGUUGGCCUCAUCAGCAGUAGCGGUCACCACGGCUGGGGACCUGCGGACCUCCGUCUGCAGGGUGGUCAUCUACCUCCAAAGGGACAUGCCUGGGGACAGCUACCUACCCCAGGACCACAGUAAGUCUGAAACCAGCUGCCCAACCCCUCCUCUGGCUUGUCCCAAGACCAAGACCUGCAAUCAUCGAGGAGCAGUGGGCCUGGGCAACAAGUAUGUCCGGCUCAAUGUUGGAGGGUCACUGUUUUAUACUACCCUGCAGGUGCUGACCAGGCAAAACUCCAUGCUGAAAGCCAUGUUCAGUGGAAAGAAGGAAGUGUUCACAGAUAAAGAAGGGUGGAUCCUGAUUGACCGCAGCGGAAAACACUUUGGCAGUAUCCUGUGCUACCUUCGAGAUGGUAGAGUUGCCUUACCCAAAGGCCGUCAGGCUGUCCAGGAGCUGCUGGUUGAGGCAAAGUAUUUCCUUGUCCAGGGCCUAGUGGAGCUCUGUGAAAACUCCCUGCAGGGUAAUGAAGAGGAACCCCUAUGUGUUAUACCUGUAGUCACCUCCAUUAAGGAAGAGGAGAGGCUCAUCCAGUCUUCUACCAAGCCUGUGGUGAAGCUGGUGUACAACAGAAGCAACAACAAGUACUCCUACACAAGUAACUCUGACGACAACCUGUUGAAGAACAUCGAGCUGUUUGACAGGCUGUCUCUCAGCUUCAACGGCCGCAUUCUUUUCAUUAAAGAUGUGAUUGGUGAUGAGAUUUGCUGCUGGUCCUUUUACGGCCAGGGUCAAAAGCUGGCUGAGGUGUGUUGCACCGCCAUUGUAUAUGCCACUGAGAAGAAGCAGACCAAGGUGGAAUUUCAUGAAGCUCGCAUCUACGAGGAGACUCUGAAGACCUUGCUUUAUGAGACAAUGCCGCUGCCUGAUAACUCCCUGUUGGAGGCCACAUGUCGGAAAUACAACAACCUGCAGCUCUCACAGAGGGAAGAGGAGGGCCCCGGAGGUCCAGAGCUGCGUGAGCGUGUCCGUAGAAUCCAUGUCAAGAAGUAUAGCACAUAUGAUGACAGGCAUCUGGGACACUAAGACCACCAAAUCGCUGGAGAGACUGUAGCUUUUUUUUUUUUUUUUUUUAAAUGACGAGCAGUCCUGUCAAUGCACAUGUUCUUUUUUUCUUGAACCUUUUAUUACUUCAUUCUGCAAUUGCAGAGGUCCAAAUAGUUGCCUUAAUUAAAUUACACAUGACAUUUGACUGUAGAUUGUUCUCUGCUCUGUUAUAAUUUAUACAUUAUCAGGAUCCAGAGCAGCUCUUGUGAACACCUAAUACCUGUAUUUUUUUUUUUAAUUAAAUGUGCAUUUUUGUACAAGAAAGAUGAUCACUAAUAUUCACCAUUUGUUAGAAUACUCAUAGCACAUUGUAUCAGCAGGAACACAUGUUUCAUAUUUAUAGAUUGUAUACACAUUUACAGGCUCUUGUUUGCCCAUGAGAAAUCUGUUUUAGAUUUACUGGAGUUGCUUUGCCUCUAUUGUGUUUUAAUGUAAUUUUCCAUAAUGUGUUUGGCUAACUGUAAAGAUAAGUUACUAUUAUUCUACAAUUGUUUGUCUUUAUGUUUUUAGGAGGCAGGUGUAAUUAGAAAGUUCAUGCUUGGAGCUCAACUGUCAGGGACUGGCAGGAACUUGCGCACAGUCGGCUCACUUCAGAGACCAACUGAUGAGAUUUUCCAUUUAUGUUGGCAUAUUUCAAUAAAUCACUGCACCUGUUUCCCCUUUUUUCAG
Messenger RNA from Archocentrus centrarchus (flier cichlid), 1934 nucleotides. Its product is annotated as tumor necrosis factor, alpha-induced protein 1 (endothelial). Gene Ontology annotation, cellular component: Cul3-RING ubiquitin ligase complex. Gene Ontology annotation, biological process: protein homooligomerization; proteasome-mediated ubiquitin-dependent protein catabolic process; protein ubiquitination. Gene Ontology annotation, molecular function: protein binding; ubiquitin-protein transferase activity. Lineage: Eukaryota; Metazoa; Chordata; Actinopteri; Cichliformes; Cichlidae. The record is from RefSeq and is a predicted model, not a curated record.